Molecule: messenger RNA, 2213 nt
Organism: Ceratosolen solmsi marchali
Lineage: Eukaryota; Metazoa; Arthropoda; Insecta; Hymenoptera; Agaonidae
Product: prostaglandin E2 receptor EP4 subtype
Exons: 6
Coding region: 548-1714 (388 amino acids)
Biological process (GO): adenylate cyclase-activating G protein-coupled receptor signaling pathway; positive regulation of cytosolic calcium ion concentration; inflammatory response
Cellular component (GO): plasma membrane
Molecular function (GO): G protein-coupled receptor activity
Source: RefSeq, a predicted model, not a curated record
CUGCGCCACGGGAUUCAUCGCGAUCCUCGGUCGGGAUAUUUGGCUUUGCAGUUCGACGGCAAGGUUCAAGUUGAGCUUCGGGGCCGUAUCGUAUCGUCGCAACUUUGAAUGCGAGGUGACGAUUACGUCGGUACGGGUCGAGAGACUGUCGUGGUCCUUUAAGCAACUUGCCUUGGCAGCUUCAGUUCGGACGACUGAUUUUCAUUAGCGAACGGAGGGACGACGGCUGCUUCACUCGACUCCUGGGGGUCUAUCAAGUGCUCGGGGCAACCGAGGGUCAGAGUGCGUCGACAAGUUGGCCGUCGCGAGGAAAAUCGUCGCCGAGACAUUAAGAAUGAGGAGGGCCGAGAGUCUAUUGAGGAGACGACCUUGACUGCGAUAAUUAUCUUCAUCGGGAGGGAGGGGUGACGCAGGCUCAUUAUCGGCGACUAACCGACCGAUUAACGAGUAUUGCGCGGGGGCUAACGAAUGCCGGGCAUCGACGCUCAUCCGAUAACAAGAAGGAAAUAACUAGAGGAAGGUAGUCUGGCAAGGGCAAGGAGUCGUGAUGGAUAACGUUACGGAGCACGUAAUCACGGGGCUUCUCCACGCUGGCCGUAACGCCACCUACGUCACCAAGAGGUCCUCUCCUGUGUCAUUUAUCGUGCUCAACUUGGUUUAUAUUAUCGGUGUCCUGGGAAAUAUCUCAGCCUUGAUCAUACUUUUGCACAAGGAUAAGAGGAGAAACCGGAAGCACUUGCUGAUGCUACGCUGCCUGACGAUCAACGAUUUGAUAGCCAUGCUCGGUACCUGGGUGCAAAUGUACAUGUCGAGAUACUGGCCCGGCAAUGGUUUCUGCUAUUUGCACGUUGUUUGGCGGCUGUUUGGGCUCUUUAGCGGAUGCGUGGCCAUCGUCAUGGCUGGUGAACGAUGGCUCGCCCUCACCAGGCCAUUCGUGUACCAGAAGGUAACGUAUCCGAUGAUCGUUCGAUGCAUGCUGCUCCUUUGGGUCGUGGCAUUGACUCUGACCUUUCUACCAUUUUUCGGAUUCGGCCUUUAUCAGAAAGUCACGCUGAUGGGUGUGAAGUGCGAGCGGUACAGAGACGCCGCGAAGCUUAUGGACGUCGCUUAUGCUUACGUGUGGUUCUUCUUCGGUACGGUGCUCUGCCUGUCGAUCGUAUGGUGCAACCUCGCAGUGGCAAGGGCUCUUAAGAGACUGGGGCGUCGAAACGGGGCCCUAAGGAGGAUCUCGAGGGCAUCGUCGAGGGCCAAACCGCUCCUGACCGUGGCUGGACCGCCUCCCGAGGUCGGCAUCACCGCCGAGGAAAGAGCGUUCGCUAAGCUUAUGGCUCUACUUUCCAUAUCUUUCCUUAUUUGCUGGAUGCCCCAGAUGAUAUCGAUUCCUUUGGGGCAGUACUUACAAAAAAUGCCAGCGGCUGGAGUUUUGGCCAAGAAGCUCAUCGCCGGCUUUCAGAAGGUGGCCGAUGUACUGCUGUGCUUGCACUUUACCCUCGAUCCGUACAUUUACGUUUUACUAAGAAUGCCUCGCCCGCGAUUUCCGCUCCUGAAGCCGCUUUGUCGCAUCUGUUGGCCAGUCAGAAGUCGUUCCAGUUCUUUUACAGGAACGACGGAGCAGCAAGGGAGCAGCGGAGACCCUCCGACCCCCAUAACCGAAGCACCAUCGACCCCCGUGAGCGAGGAACGAGAUUCUCAGUUGGUGGCCGUCGCGGUUUGAAGGCGAGAGGCGACGACGCCCUCGUCACCGAGGUGGCGGCAGUCUUGCAGUAAACGACAAAAGUCUGACUCGUGAUAUUCUUUGUUGUGCAUUAUUUUUCACGCUCUCGAUUCGGAAUUUCCCAAAGUGAAGUUGGAAAGACAAUAUCGUUUGUUCCGCCGUCUCCUCAUAUUUUCAUAUCCUCAUUCCAGAUUCUCUCUCUCUCUCUCUCUCUCUCUCUCUCUACUGUUACCAGUACCUCUAUCUUUUUCAUUCUCUAAAGUAACGACAUUUUUCCACGGAGACGUAGAGAAGUGGAUUGAAUUUUUUUAUCGCGUGAAAUGUGUAUCUAUACAGAAUGAAUAUGAUGUCCUAUGUAAAUGGAAUUUCAUUUUAAAAAAAGAAGGCAACUUUGAAAAUUGUCUUUGGAUGUAGAAAUUUAGGAAGCCUUAAUUGUCAAAUCUGUUUAUCCGUAUCUACUGUUUCAGCAAUUUAAAGUUAUAAUUUGCAUAUUAAUUCA